CACUGAUAUCUUCUACAUCUACAGAAUACAUUCUUCUAUUCAGAACAGAAACUUAGAGGCAUGGUAUUCUUGCAUAAUUUCCAUCCUUAAAGAGUUGGAAAAAAAAUCAAAAAGGAUUUGGACAGCUGUUAAAUCCCCAUGCCCACUGGUGCGGGUGAGAGGCUUGGUAAGAGCCGGAGGGAGGAGGCUGGAGAAGUUAGUGGCCAUUUGCUCAGCAGUAGGCUGCGCGUGUCACAAAAUGCAACUUUCCCUGUCUCUCUGUCUCCUGCCAGGCAGAGCUAUUAAAGCUAUUUUGAAAGUGACCCUUCAGCUUAAGAACGUUCAGAAAGAGAGAGGGGAGAGAGGAGGUAGCAGCUGUUUGGAACCAUGACUGAAGAUGACGGAUUCGAUUGUGGUGGAGGGUCAAGUCAGAUUGAGAGAUGGAAAAAAGUGGAAGAAUAGGUGGGUGCUGCUGCGGAAACCUUCCCCUGUGGCAGAUUGCUUGCUAAUGUUGGUGUAUAAAGACAAGUCAGACAGGACAAAGGGACAUAAAGAGAAGACUAGUGUCACGUUGGAGGACAUCUGUGGCUUGGAUUCUGGGAUCUCGUAUGAGGGCGUGAACCACACUCUGGCCAUCAUCUGCUUCUCACAAGCUGUGAUGUUGGGGUUCGACAAUAAAGAAAUUAUGAAUGCUUGGGAUGUGCGCAUACGUUACAGUUUAGGAGAAGUUCACAGAUUUCAUGUUGGAGUAUUGCCUGGCACCAAGCUAGAAAGUGGACCUGCGACACUGCACCUGUGCAACGACAUCUUAGUUCUUGCUAGAGAUCUACCACCAGUUGUCAUAGGACAGUGGAAGUUGUCAGAUUUGAGACGGUAUGGAGCGGUGGCCAAUGGCUUUGUCUUUGAGGGAGGAACACGGUGCGGAUACUGGGCCGGAGUGUUUUUCCUCUCCUGUACGGAAGGAGAUCAGAUCAGUUUCCUAUUUGACUGUAUCGUUCGUGGCAUCUCUCCAACGAAAGGUCCAUUCGGGCUGCGCCCGGUGCUGCCAGAUCCAAAUUUAAACCCCGCUUAUAUGGAAGAAAGGGUGGCACAUGAGACCCUACAGCUGGAGAAACGACUCAGCCUGCUCUCUCAUCUUAGCCUGGGAGGGGAUGACAAAAGUUUGUCCAGUUCCUCUUCAGACACCAGCCAUUCAGAUGCCAGUGCCGGAAGCCGGUUGACCAUCUGGGCAGAUCCUUCCUCGGCCAGCACUUCUGCCGAAAGUCAUGGUAUGGCAGCAGCAAAGGCCAUUCAUCUUGGAGAAGAUAAAGCAUAUGCUGAAGCCCUUCGUGCAUCCAAGCCACCUCCGAAGCCAGCACCGUCUAGACACCUUCAGGAGAUAGGGCGUCAAAGUUCUUCUGACAGUGGGAUAGCUACGGGCAGUCACUCUUCUUAUUCUGGAAGCUUUUCUUCCUAUGCUGAGAGUCUGGACAUUUGUCAUGGUGAGGAGUUUGGCUCAUUGAUUAGCUUACCAUUGGCUAUGGCCACCGAUCAAAAUCUAUGUACAUGUCAACAUCCGGAUCCGCAGAGAGGGUCUGAAUAUCAGAUUCCUGCCUCUGUGAGACAUCUAUAUGACACACCUCGAAGUGUUUUACAGGCAGCUGCUAGAGAACCUCAACACAAGACUUCAGAUUCCACAUUACCUAAGGACCAUGCACAAGGAACUCAAAGCACCAGUGAUACUAAGCUGCUGCUCCCCCAUGCUGACUCAAAAACGGCAUCAUUACUCCAAGAAAGCAAAGACUCAGGUGAUGAGACAUAUGUAGACUUUGUUCAAAAGUGGACAGCUCCAAAGGGGCAACCACAGGGGAUGGAACCUAAAGGAAGUGACUUGGCAGCUGCAGGAACAAGUGAGACUUGUGAAAUCUGCAGCCCGCAGCCUGGCAUUACCAGAGCCCUUUUUUCCGCUUGCCCAGUAUGUGGGGGGCUAAAGGGAGCUACAGCCCUUCAUCCAGGAGUUUUAUCGACGACACCCCUACAAGGUGCCACCUCAGCACUGGCAUCAACAGGAGCACAUAAACCUCACAAAGUCCCACCAAUGUUACUUGUCACUGCAGGGGCAGGAGGUUAUCCAGCCGAGCCACUGGUUUCUGACCGACCUCGCAGUGAGACAGCAACUUAUGUAAAUAUUCCUAUCAGCCCUACAUCAAAGAAACAGCUCCAUUACAUGGCAUUAGAACUUCAAGAUCCUAGUACAGGAAUAAGAGGAGGAGGCGCCACCAGAUACGCUCAGAUAGACAUUGCCGCAACAGAGACGGCACACAAAGUGGGGUCCCAGCACGCUCAGUCCAGAGAAGAACGUUUACAAGAGCUGGAGCAGAAAAGGAAAGGAAAUCAGCAAUGAUGGAUCUAGGUGUGUGGUAGAAGGGCUGGCGGUCCUUGGCGGAAACUUUUUUUUUCAAAAGGAGACUCAUUAGGUCUACUGGCCUCGAUGAACUACUGGAACUUUUUGAGUCGGAAGGUCGGCCGAGUGUGGCUUUUUGAAAGAAUGGAAUUACGUGUUGCUCGAUGGCACAGGGGUCAUUCCAAAACUGAUAUUCCCUCUUGGAGACAUUAAAGUCUGAAGUGUCUGGUCACAGCAAGUGCCCUUUCAAUCUUGAGGUGGAAUGAAACAAAAUAAAAUCUAUAAGUACUUGUAUAUUCACAUUUUUCUUUCUUGAAAAUGUCAUCUAGUUUUGUAUGUGUAGAAAAUCUAGGUAUUUAUUCGUUCCCACCGCCAUGUAUUAUUAUUAUUUAAUUUUAUUUGCAUUUCAUUUUAUACAUUAUUGGGUAAUUAUAUCUUAUCGGUUGUCUGUAACAUACCUCCUCAGUUUUAUUGUCUUACACAAUUGACUUUUUUUUAAGCAGAACACAAGUGACUUUGGUUUUGCUGUAUUUAAUGAAGGAAAAUUCCAGUCAAACAAAUUGGCUUUUACAUCGGGUUUGGACAUUGUAAAGGCUUUGUACUCCCUGUAUUCACUGUUAUAGUAUGGUUUCUACAUUGUAGCAGCUUGUGGCUGUGGCCUCAUUAAUACAGCUGUAGUACGGUACCCACAGAAUUUUACAUUACCUAUACUUGAAGCUCCUUUGCCCCAAUGCAAAAUCUGUAACACCUACUAUGUGUGUAGUUGCUAAAAGUUUUCAGUUUAAAAAAGGUGGGGUUUAUCAGGGCGUUUUAGGCAAAUACAAUUUUUCCCCAUAUAUUCCCUAUAUAUUGCCCUCACUAAAGGUACAUUAUAGUGAUGACAUUAUGUGGGGUGGGUAUUGCCCACAGCAGUGAUCUCAGAGUUAAUUUGCUGGUGAAAUUUAGUAUAGACCAGCAUUUUACGGUGAUAUAUGAUAUCCCUUGCACUGCCGCAGGUCUCGUCAUAAAUUAGACGCAACCUCUCGCAGUCCGUGCACCUAAACUAAAAUAUCUUGGAGUUCUGUCUUCUUUUACAGUAGAAAACUGGUUUGAGACUAUUCUACGCCCAAAAACUGGAGUGGAGGGAAUGAUGAAUUUCCUCAACAAUGUUUAUAAAAGCUAGAUAGCCCUUUUAUUUGAGACCAGGCGCCAAAAUCUUUCCCAAUUCCAGACCCCAAAAUUCAGACCCGAGACCAGGCACCAUAAUCGAGACCCUAUACCAGACCACAAAAUUUAAACUCCAGACCAAAUUGCAUAAUUCAGACCUCAGACUAGAAGCCAUAAUUCAGACUCCAGACCAGACACCAAAAUCCAACCCCCAGACUCUACCCCAUAAUUAAGAUCCCAGACCAGACCUAUAAUCAGACCCCAGGGCAGACUCCCUUAUUAGGACCAUAGAUCAAAUAUCCCAGAUCAGACCUAUAAUAAGAACCCAACACAAACCCCAUAAUCAGACCCUUAGACCAAAACCUAUAAUUACACCCCAGACCAGAUCCCACAGUUCAGACCCCAGAUCACGCCCAUCUAUUCACCUCUCCUCCCUCUCAGCUCCUCAUCACUCAGCAUCUCUGGCUUCUCUUCGAUUAGCGUACUGUCUCACACAGAAUCUUGAUGUUGACCGGCGAUAGGAUUAUGUGUGCAGCGGCUCUUGGAGCCAGAGAUCCUGAAGAGGAGCAAAGAGAGAUGAGUAAUCAGAAGGAUUGGCCAAGGACCUAUAAACAGAAUGUAUGAACAGGGCAAUAAAGAGUUCAUAACCAAGUACGCCUAUUUUUCCACGCCAGCUAUCAUGUUAUCACUGUAGCCAGGGGCAUAUCUACCAUGGAAGCAGGAGAAGAAGCUGCUCUGGCGCCUGAACUCAGGAAAGGGCCCAGGAGGAGGACAAAUGGUUUUGUUUCCAGGGCCCAGGGAGAGGUGAGAUUAGUGCUAGUCCUAGCACUGGUAUUACUCACCACUCCCUGGUCUUUUUUCCCCAGAUGCCUGUGCUGCACUUAGUCCUGGCAGUGCAAAGCUUCAGGAUGGGACAUAGUGUGUGUAGGAGCACACUAUAACCUGACGCUGUGCGACAUCAGGUCACAGUAUAGUGCUACCUAGACACAGUGUUGCACGAAGAGCAGAGGCGCUUUUUAUUAGUCCGUUCUGAGGUCUGCCUUAAAGUUUCGAGGGGGAAGGGUGGAGUUCAAGUAUUUGCUGUGGAGCCCAGUCAGUUCUAGUUACGCCACUGUCUGUAGCUAUAGGGGUACAGAAGUAGUAGCCGCAUCCAGGGGAUGGUGUGUGACAGAGGCCAAAUGUUACUCUGCAACAUAAAAAGACACCAGUAUUAUAAAUGGGGCAUGGUAGGUCAGGGCUUGUUUUACAUUUUGCAUUGGGGCCCGCACAUCAAUUAUCACUCUACUUUUCCUUAGAAACACAUCCGUUUUCAUGUACAAACGGUCAAGCCAUAAGUAAACUCUGCUUCGGAUAGAUUCAAAAAAUUGCAACUGAAUUUAUGGGAGAUAACAU
Messenger RNA from Bufo gargarizans (Asiatic toad), 4900 nucleotides. RefSeq names its product docking protein 7 (gene DOK7). Bases 377 to 2362 code for a protein of 661 amino acids. Lineage: Eukaryota; Metazoa; Chordata; Amphibia; Anura; Bufonidae. The record is from RefSeq and is a predicted model, not a curated record. Gene Ontology annotation, biological process: neuromuscular junction development; positive regulation of protein tyrosine kinase activity. Gene Ontology annotation, molecular function: protein kinase binding. The transcript is spliced from 11 exons.